This is a messenger RNA of Peronospora farinosa, 1338 nucleotides long. The record is from the annotation of a GenBank genome assembly. NCBI's taxonomy places the organism in Eukaryota, Oomycota, Peronosporomycetes, Peronosporales, Peronosporaceae.
AUGGGCCAGGGCCAGAGCGGAUUGCCACGCUCGACACGCGAGGAGACCGCAAAGAAGAAGGAUGAUGCAGCUAAGCAAAAGAAAAAGAAAUUUGAGCCACGUGGUGGCGCCAUGACACGUAAACGUCGAAAGAAAAAAGGACCCACGGCGGCUGUACGUAUUCCGACGGUGUAUCCGACAGCUAAAUGCAAAUUACGCCUGCUCAAGAUGGAGCGGAUCAAAGAUUUCUUGCUUAUGGAACAGGAAUUCAUUCAAAACCAAGAGGUUAUGAAGCCAAUGCAGGAAAAGGACGAGGAAGAACGUUCUAAGGUGGACGAUCUACGUGGUACACCCAUGGGCGUUGGGACGCUUGAGGAAAUGAUUGACGAUAAUCAUGCUAUUGUGUCAUCUUCUGUGGGUCCCGAGUACUAUGUAGGUGUCAUGUCGUUUGUAAACCAGGAUAUGCUAGAACCUGGAUGCUCAGUACUGCUACAUAAUAAGAUCAUGUCAGUCGUGGGCAUCUUGGCUGAUGAUGCAGACCCUAUGGUAAGUGUCAUGAAGGUGGACAAGGCACCUCUCGAGUCGUACGCAGAUAUUGGUGGUCUUGAGUCACAGAUUCAGGAAAUUAAAGAGGCAGUGGAGCUGCCGCUUACGCAUCCAGAGCUGUACGAGGGCAUUGGUAUUCGUCCACCCAAGGGUGUUAUUCUGUACGGUGAGCCUGGUACAGGCAAAACGUUGCUGGCUAAAGCCGUGGCUAAUCAGACGUCGGCUACGUUUUUACGUAUCGUUGGCUCUGAGCUGAUUCAAAAGUACUUGGGUGACGGCCCGAAACUUGUGCGUGAAAUGUUUCGUGUGGCAGACGAUUAUGCACCAUCAAUUGUGUUCAUUGAUGAGAUCGAUGCUGUUGGUAGCAAACGUUAUGACUCGAGCAGUGGGGGUACCCGUGAAAUCCAACGUACCAUGCUCGAGCUACUGAACCAGCUAGAUGGCUUUGAUGAACGUGGUGACGUGAAGGUGAUUAUGGCGACGAAUGCCAUCGAAAGCCUUGAUCCUGCUCUCAUUCGUCCUGGCCGUAUUGACAGAAAGAUUGAGUUUCCUCUUCCAGACAUCAAGACGAAGCGCCGUAUCUUUGGUAUUCACACAGGCCGUAUGAGCCUGGCAGAUGAUGUUGACCUGGAAGAAUUCGUCAUGUCGAAGGAUGAGCUCUCAGGAGCGGACAUCAAGGCUGUUUGCACAGAAGCCGGUCUACUCGCGCUGCGGGAGCGUCGUAUGCGUGUGACGCAAUCGGAUUUUCGAAAGGCAAAGGAAAAAGCGCUAUACAAAAAGAAGGCCAACAUUCCUGAAGGACUCUAUCUAUAA